AUGCCACGUAAAGCAAAAAAAUCAGCUGCAAGAAAGGCGUCUGAACAGAGACAAAGAAUGCAGCAGAGAAGAAGUCAGGCUACUGAACAGAGCAACAUCUCUUUAAAAUGUCCAGAAGAGAGCAACACCUCUUUAAACUGUCCAGAAGAGAGCAACAUCUCUUUAAACUGUCCAGCAGAGAGCAACAUCUCUUUAAACUGUCCAGCAGAGAGCAACAUCUCUUUAAACUGUCCAGCAGAGAGCAACAUCUCUAUAAACUGUCCAGCAGAGAGCAACAUCUCUUUAAACUGUCCAGCAGAGAGCAACACCUCUAUAAAAUGUCCAAAACAGAGCAACAUCUCUAUAAAAUGUCCAAAUCAAACAGAUAAUGAAAAGAGCAACAUCUCUAUAAAAUGUCCAAAUAAAACAGAGAUUGAAAAAAAUGCAUAUGAAACAAUCAUGUUAACGAGAAACAGACAAGAAAAAGAAAACUUGAACAAAUUUGCAAGUAUACCAUCACGAAAGAUUCGUAAAGUUACUGGAAAUGAUAGCCAAGUCAACUCUGGCAAUGAACAAACUAGAGUGGUAGUUCAAGGUAGUUUUCAUCAAGGAGAUGCCAGGUUUGAAGAAAAUAGUGGAAAACAAUGUGUUGCUAAUAGUUUGUCAGCAAUUGCUCAUAGUAAAUUGAAAGAUUUAGAUAAAUGGGAUCAGACCUAUCUGGACAAUGUUCUAAUUGAAGGAAAUGAGAUUUAUUCUUCGAUUCAUGGAACAAAUGACUUGCUAUUAAUCUCGGAUCUGCCAGAAAUGAUUGAAAUAUCAGGGAAAAUAAUGCACAUUAGGAAAAAAGACUCAAUCACAGCAACAAUUGACUCUACUGGGACCAUUGACUUUAAUGCCUUUGAUAAUUGUUUGCCACUAGAUCUGGCAAUACAGGAAUCGCUUAUAGACUCGGAUGGCUGUUUCAUAUGUGCGAUUGAUAAAACUUUUAUGGUAAUGAAAUACAGGCAUGAUAUCUAUCUUUUUGAUUCUCACUCGAGAAAUAGAUUUGAUUUAGUAGAUGGAAAUGGAAAAAGUUUACUGUUGCAGUUAAAGAACUUGAAUCAUUUAUAUCAAUACUGCUGCAAUUUGAUACAAGGAGUAGAACAGUCAAAUCUGUGGUUUGAAGUCACUGGUGCACGUGUAGCAGUUCUAGAUUCCUCAGUUGAAAAUUCUUUGAACAACCAGAAUAUGGUUGAACAAAUUGUACCAAAUGCAUUCUCUCCAUGCCAUGUUCAAGAACAUAUAGAUGAAUCCGAGAGAGACCGGGUUUCAGACCUCGCUAUUCAGUCAUUGAUGAAUUCUACAGAAGUGAAGUUAUCAGCAUAUGAAGAAGAAAUUCAUGAUCAUUAUAAUGACUGUUCAAGAGAACAUUUCUCUGAUGUAGAAGUUAUGUUGGAAAAUGAAACAUGUGUGAGUUUCGACUUCAUACCCCUAACAAACAAAACAAAAAAGAAACUGUGUUCUAUGAUGAAAAUCCCGUCUAAUCAAUGUCAAAGACAGUCUGACAUUACAUACAAUAUGGGAUCCCCUAAAGCAACCAAGUCAAUAGGAAUGGAUGGCAACUGUCUGUUUAGGGCAAUAUCUUAUGCAGUAUCAAAUAGGCAACAGUAUUAUCAAAAGAUAAGAAGUUCAGUAGUCAAUCACAUGAAAAAUUCUGCCGACGCAUUAAAAUCAUUUUUAAGACCAGGGUAUGAAUCUGUGGAGGAGUAUAUCAGAAUGUCUGGAAUGGAGAACGAUACCACUUGGGGUACUGAGCUUGAAAUUUUAGCCGCUGCAGAUCUAUUGAAAACAAAUAUUUUUACCUAUUUGAAUGGAUCUUGGGUGAAAUACUCACCUUCUCAAAUAUGCAGUAGCGCUGAAGUGAAUAAUGAAUCAAUUUACUUGAAUCAUGUCACAAACUCCAAUCAUUAUGAAUGCGUUUCGUCUGUAAAUAGUAGAGACACUGGUUUAAACACAAGAAACUCACAACCAAGAAAAAGAAAACGAAAAUUGAAGAGAAAAAGUUCUGUAAAUGUUUCGGUAACAAAACUGAGUAAAACAGAUAGCUUGGACAUUGAAAUAGACAGUGAAAAACAGUCACAGGCAGAAAAAGAAAGGGAAAAGUACAAGUCAUGUAAAGAAUUUAGGGGAAAAAAGAUAAAUCUUUUGAAAGAGAAAUAUUCAAAGGAUGAAAAGCAUAGGGAAACUGUGAAAAAACGUUCAGCAAACCAGUAUGAAAAUGAUGAUGAGUACAGAGAAAGAGUAAAGAAAGCGAGUAUGGAGAAAUAUGCAAAUAAUGACGAAUUCAAAGAAAAGGUAAAGAAUGCAAGCAAAAACAAGUAUGAAAAUGUAGCAGAUUUUCGAGAAAGGGUUAGGAUUGCAAGCAAAAGAAAAUAUGAAGACGACAUUGAUUUUAGAGAAUCUGUGAAGCAAUUUAGCAUCCAAAAAUAUGAAAAUGAUAGCAUUUUCAGGGAAAAAGUAAAACAAUCAAGCAAACAGAAGUAUGAAGAAGACGAAACACAAAAAAACAAAAUAAAAGAGCAGGUAUCUGUACGAAGACGUCUUCAGAAAGAAGGAAAUCAGCACAUUGAAAAUGUGAUUGAAAAAUUCAGAGAUGAAGUUAAACAUGGACCUGAAUAUGUGUGUGCUUGUUGCCUCCGGCUUUGUUUUGAAAAACAAGUACUCUCCUGCAUUAAAGAGAAAUAUGACAAAUUAUUAUUUGACGUUUGCAUUUCCGAGAAAUAUUUGCACAAAUGUGAAGAAAACUGUUCGGUAGAAUGUAUAUAUCAGGGAAACAGUAGAAAGGACCUGUGGAUUUGCCACACAUGUCACAGAAAGCUAUUGAAAGGUGACGUACCAGGAGACUCAUUUUCAAAUAAUCUUGAAUUAGAAGAAGUCCCGAAAGAGCUUGGUUGUCUGAAUACAUUAGAACAACAAUUGAUAGCAUUGAAUAUUCCUUUCAUGAAAAUACUUGGUUUGCCAAAAGGAGGACAGAAAGGUGUGCAUGGUCCUGUUGUUUGUGUGCCAUCUGACCUAAGAAAAGUAACAUCCACGUUGCCAAGAUCAGAAGACGAAAAUUUCUUACUUAAAGUUAAAUUAAAAAGAAAAUUGAAUUACAAAGGAUACGAGGAGUACCAAUUUGUGAAUACAAAACACUUGGAAGAAGCACUGCAGUUUUUAAAAGGGAACAAUACAUGGUACUCUAAUAUAUCAAUAAAUGGAAACUGGCUCAAUCCUAUUCCUGAGGAAAAUGAAUCGACAGAGGACUCAAACAAAGAUGCUUUGGAAAAGAAUGCUGAUAAUGAAAUGGAAUGUAUGGAAACCGAGUUUGAUUCUUUUCUUGAUGAAAAACUGCAAGGUGUUCAGUUAGAUACUUGCUUACAGCCUGCUGACAUUGGACAAGAAGUAUUAGAUUUAUGCUUUGACAAAGUUUUUGAAAUUUCACCAGCAGAGGGAAACAAUCCCGUCUCAGUUCUUCAAGAAGAUGGUAUAGAAGCUAAAACGUUUCCUGCUCAUUUUCCAACCGGAAAAAACACAUACUCGGAAGAUAGAUCUGAAAAGUUAACACUUGGGAGAUAUUUCAACCUUCGAUUGACGAGUGUUGAAAACAGAUUCGCCAGAGACUCAUCCUACAUUUUUUUCAGUCAAUAUCUAUCUGAAUUGAACAGAGUUAUUUCAAAUGUGCAAAUUUCUUUGAGAAAAGAGUCUGCAUAUUCUGAUGAGGGCAAGAAAAUAACAGGUGAAAUGCUAUGUGACAAGGAUACCUUGAAAGAACUCUUUAAAAAAGAUGAGGCAAUCAAAUUUUUGAAACCCGUUAGAGGAACACCACCAUACUGGCAAGCAGCACAGAAAGACAUUUUUGCCAUGAUACGCCAGUUGGGAAUACCUCAAUUCUUUUGCUCCUUUUCAUCAGCAGAUUUUAGAUGGGCAGAGAUUAUUGAGACAAUACUUAGACAACAAAAUGAUACACGAAAUCUGAACGAACUUUCAUGGAACGAUAAAUGUAAAAUUCUGCGAAGUAAUCCAGUGACUGCAGCUAGAAUGUUUGAUCACAGAUUUCACACUUUUUUGAAAGAUGUUAUCAUGUCAGAUGCUCAACCAAUAGGAAAAGUAGUUGACUAUUUCUACAGAGUUGAAUUUCAGCAAAGGGGUUCUCCACAUACACACUGUUUAUUUUGGAUAGAUGGUGCUCCAAAAUUUGAACAAGACUCUGAAACUGACGUUGUGAAAUUUAUUGAUCGAUAUAUAACAUGUGAAAUACCAGAUGCCAUUGAAAACCCGGAAAUGCACGACAUUGUUAUGGCUGUACAGCAGCACAGUAAAAAUCACUCAAAGUCUUGCAAAAAGAAAGGAACAGUUUGUAGAUUUAACUUUCCUAGACCACCAUCAGAAAGAACGUUUAUCUCAAAACCAAAAGAAGAUAUUGAUGAAAAAGAAGAAAAACUAGCGAAAGAAAGAUUGUCACUUCUAUGGGAUGCUGUAAAAUCCAAUGAAGAUGAAAGAGCCAUAAGUUUAGACCUACUGCAGAAAGCAGGAUUGACUCAAGAAGAAUUUGAGAAAUGCUUUAGUUUCAUAACGAAGAGAAACACAGUUGUGCUGAAAAGACUACCCAAUGAACUGUUCACAAACCAAUACAAUGAACAUCUUUUAAGAGCUUGGAAUGCUAAUAUGGAUAUUCAAUAUGUAUUGGAUGCAUAUUCAUGUGUAGUAUAUAUCAUCAGCUAUAUUAGCAAAGCUGAACGUGAGCUUGGGCUACUACUACAACAAACAAAAAAUGAAGCUGUUGAGGGAAAUUUGAAUGCUCAGGAGGCUAUGAAAAAAGUUGGUACUGCUUAUUUACACCACAGAGAAAUAAGUGCACAGGAAGCUGUUUAUCGGGUUAUAGGAUUAAGGUUGAAAGAAUGCUCAAGAAAGGUUGAAUUUGUACCUGUUGGUGACAAUCCAUGUAGAAUGAGUAUCCCCUUGAAAGAAGUGAAAAAGAGACAAAACAUGUCAAAGAUAAAAGAACAAAUUCAUUCUAGCGAAGAACAAGACAACCCAGAAAAUGAUUCUGAUAUAUGGCUGACAAAUGCAGUGGACAGAUAUAUAGGACGGCCUGAAAUGGACGUUUUUCAGAAAAUGUGCCUUGCAACGUUUUGUUCAGAAUUUUCGAUUGUUUAUGAGUCAAGUUUACCAAAGAAGAUCAAUGAAACAACGACAUUCAAACUUAGGAACAACCUUGGUUAUAUUAGAAAGAGGACUAAGACAAAACCGGCAGUUAUCAGAUACCCACGGUUUUCAGUAGAAACUGCAAAGGAAAAAUACUAUCAAAGUAUUUUACAGUUAUUUCUACCAUACAAGGAAAAGACACAACUGAAACCCAAACAGUUUGAAACCUGCGAGAAUUUCUACGAAACAGGGUAUGUUAAAUAUCCAGGUGAAGAAACUCUACUGUCCGUGAAAGAAAUUGUAGACAGUAAUAUGUCAAACUUUGUAAAAGAAGGACACACAUUAGAAGAAGCAGAAAGAGUCUUUGAAGUACAGGGACCUCAAGACGAUGCAUGGUGUGAAAUUUGUCCAGAAACAGAAGUGAUUAGAAUAGAAUGCAUCGAGGAAGGCACUACUGCAACCGUAGAGGAGGAUGAAAUCUCAGAGAAAUCAAUACCUGAUUUAAAUAGAACAAACAAAAUAGAUGCUACUGGAACAAAUCUUCUUAUCACAUCUUUUCCAAAGAAUGAGGUAAUUCCUCUCCUUCGAUCACUAAAUUUGAAACAAAGAAAAGUCUUCUACAAAGUGAGAGAUUGGUGUAUGAAGAAAAAAAAUGGUCAGAAUCCAGAGCCAUUUCAUGUUUUUGUGACGGGUGGUGCAGGCACUGGAAAAAGUCAUUUGAUUAAAUGCAUAUUCUAUGAAGCAACCAGAUUAUUAGCACAUGUUUCAGAAAAUCCUGAUGAUUUGACUGUAUUGUUGACUGCGCCAACGGGUACUGCAGCAUUCAACAUCAAUGGGUUGACAAUACAUAGUGCUCUUGGCAUAUUCAAAUCCUUAUCUGUAAAUCAUGCUUUGUUGAGUGAAGAGAAAAUGAAUAAACUGAGAUCCAAACUGGAAAAUUUACAGAUCCUUAUCAUUGACGAGAUAUCAAUGGUCAACAAAAGACUGCUAUUUUUUGUGCAUGAACGUUUGCGUCAGCUUAAAAAAAUGCCAGAAAACUGUGUGUUUGGAGGAGUGUCAGUUAUUGCUGUUGGUGACUUCUAUCAAUUACCUCCAGUGAGAACAAAACGCUCUGAUAAGCUGUAUGUAAAUGACCCUUCAAAUCCGGUAAAUCAGCUUUGGAAUGAUUUGUUUACAAUUGUUGAACUGGAUGAAAUCAUGCGACAGCGAGAAGAUAGCCUUUUCGCUGAGCUUUUGAACAGAUUACGUGUGAAAAAGGGGAAUGAAACAUUAUUGCAAUGUGACAAAGAGUCGUUGCAGAAGUGUAUCAGAGAUGGUCCUAGGGAAGCUUUACACAUAUUCUCAACCAACGAGGAAAUAAAUGCAUACAACAAUGAAAUGAUAUUCGAGAUCUGCAGUGAACCAAAAUUGAUUGAGGCUGAAGACUAUGUGAAAAUGAAAGCGUCUGGAAAGCUGGUAAGAAGAGAAACCCAGUUUACGAAAUCUGACAUAUGUCUUCGAUCCUCACUGUUGUUAGCAGAAGGAGCAAGAGUUAUGUUAAUAAGAAAUGAGGAUGUUCAAGACGGCCUUGUAAAUGGCGUUAUGGGAACAAUUGUACGCAUUGGAUUGCAGUCAGGUUCAGAUUUACCAGACGUUGUCUUUAUUCAUUUUGAUAACGAAAAUGUAGGCAAAAAUGCUAAAAUCCAAAAAAUGAUCAACCAAAAAAGAUGUGUUGGACUACGUCCUACAGUCGAAGAAAUUCCUCUCAGAAAUGGUGUAAGAAAGCAGUUCCCUUUACAACUGGCAUGGGCUUGUACCAUUCAUAAGGUUCAGGGAUUAACGGUGAAAGAAUGCGUAGUUGACUUAAAUAAAUGUUUUGCACCUGGUCAAGCAUACGUUGCCUUAAGCAGAGUGACAUCAAUGGCUGGACUGUACAUAAAUGUCACUGAUAUUAGCAUCCUAGAAAAGAAAAUACGUAGUGAUCCGGAUAUUGAUGUAGGUAUCUCUGCAAUGAAUAGAUUCCUAUCAGCCGAAGAUGAUCAGGUCUCAAACAAACAUAUCAAGAUUUUGUAUCACAACAUUCAGGGACUGCAACAACAUAAAGAAGACUUAUUAAGCAAUGAAGAACUCAAAGAUUCAGAUUUCAUAUGUCUCACAGAAACAUGGUUGGAUUCCAAAUCAAAUGUGGAGCUUGAACAGUUUAAAUCAAGUCAUUUAAUAAGAUCCGCAGCUUUUGAUAAAAGUUGUUCUUUGUAUGAAGAACUUGCUAAUAUGCAACAGGGAGGAGUAAGUGUAUUUUGCAGAUCAGGAGUUGUAUAUGAGGAGCUAAAGAUUGCUGAAAAUCUAGAGUGCAUCGUUUUCAAAAUUGAAAGUAUUGACACUGUAGUUGCCACCAUAUACAGACCACAAAGAUACGUGAUUGGAACAUUCAUGGAAACAUUAAACCAAUUCCUAAGCCGGUUGGAAGCCCACUCAAGUAGGAUGAUUGUCAUCGGGGAUUUUAAUCAGGAUAUUUUAAGAGAACAGUCCUCAAUUCUUAACUUCAUGACAUUGAAGGAGUUUAAGCAAUGCAUUCAAAAUCCUACAACAGACAAUGGGACAUUGAUCGAUCAUGUGUACACAAAAGGUUGCCCUGGGGUCCAGGUUUCACUUGUUCCAACCUACUACAGUUAUCAUGAAGCAAUCGCAGUUUACAUAAAAGGUAAUUUGGGAAAUCAGUAA
Saccostrea echinata is the source of this 7845-nucleotide messenger RNA. RefSeq lists its product as uncharacterized. The record is from RefSeq and is a predicted model, not a curated record. Gene Ontology annotation, biological process: DNA repair; telomere maintenance. NCBI's taxonomy places the organism in Eukaryota, Metazoa, Mollusca, Bivalvia, Ostreida, Ostreidae. The coding region runs from base 1 to 7845 and encodes 2614 amino acids. The transcript has a single exon. Gene Ontology annotation, molecular function: DNA helicase activity; ATP hydrolysis activity.